AUUUACCGGCAGCGAAAUCAAAAACUACACUCCUUUGUGAAAUCACUGAAAAAGUGGAAGAGUACAGUACAGACUAACCAAAGAUUAUAUAAUGGUAGUUUUGGUAUGGAAGAUAAAAAGGAGGAGCAGAUAACUCCUGCAGAUCCUGAAAUUUCAGAAGUAGAAGAUGCAGAAAACACUGUAAUUGUAAUAGAUAAAUCAGAUAAAGUACCAAGGAGGAAAAAAGAUCACAUCAUUAAAUUUACAAGAACUGAGGAGAAAAUUUCUGAAGAGGACGAAAUACAAAUAGAAGAAUCAGAAGUUCAUGACACCAUGAGAGAAGAUGAAAAAGAAGGGUGUUGUGGAUUAAGAAAGGGACCACACAUCAUAUUUUUGUCAGUAUUGUAUUUGCCCUGUGCCUUGAUUUCAUCACUUUGUGUAUCUUUCUAUUAUGGUGCAUGGACAUGGUACAAUUUAUACCUAUAUUUCAGUGAAGAAAAAACAGUUUGGCAUAAAGUGACAAUUUGUCCACUUCUUAUAUUGACGUUUCCUUUCACCGUUGGAUUUACAUCACUUGCUAUUGCCAUUUUUGCGGCCUUCAAACAAAUUUCAUGGUACUAUAGAUCUUGGAGGACUGAAAUUGUAGAUUUUGAUAAAGGAUUUUAUGGCUGGCUUUGUGACAAGAUGGGUCUCUCUCAGUGUUCGCCAUAUGAGAUGAUAUCAUUGAACGAUGAUGCUGAAUUAGAAAAUCUUCCAAUUAGAACUUAGCUGUUAUUGUUAAUGGUUGUUAUACAUAUAAAUGUAAAUCCACUGCAGAUCAGAUUAAUCCAACAAUAUUUGAAAAAAAUAACUUAAAGUUGGAAAAUACAAUUUAAAAUAAUGAUAAUCUUUAUUUAUAGGAUGAGGUGUAAUGCAUUAGUCAUGCUAGCAACGUAAAUUUCUUGAUGCCAUUGAGGCAUUGAAUCUAUAAACGUAAAGUAGCUUUUACAUGUCAGAUUCUUAAUGGGUAUAGAUUUUUAUAAUAAGACUUUAUUUUGAAACCACUCUCAAGAAACCAGUUUGACUUAGCUUAGACUUGGGUCAUAGUAUCUUUAAUAGGAUAAAUACAUUUUUAUGUUAUUACAACAUCAAUUUUGUUUAUUGAUAAUUUGUAUGCAACUUGGUUUUUUUUAACUGUUCAAUCACUGAAGUUUGCGUGCAUAACACUGCAUAAAUUGAUAACAUAAACUUUGCUAUUUUUCCUACCAUUACAUGUAUGUGCCAUUUAAAUAUAAAAUCUGCAGACAAAUGUCUUCCAUGCAGACUCUAACCUAAAUUAAGCUUCUUUUUUUUAAGAUUCAAUGUGUUGUGAUAUUUCUUUGAAAUUAUGAUUUUGUGUAUUCAUGUUAAUGAAUUUGAUACUGUACUGUAGCAAUGGGCUUGUUUUAUUUUUGAAAACAUAGUCUACAAAUGUAUUCUCGUUGCAUUGAACCCCCAUUGGUGGCCUUCAGCUGUUGUCUGCUCUAUGGUAGGGUUGUUGUCUCUUUGACACAUUCCCCAUUUCCAUUCUCAUUUUUAUAUGCACACUAAAACUUGAAAAUUAGAAAUUUCAAGCAAAUCACAAAACUUGUGUUUUGUGUUUGUUAUUAUUUUUUUUAUCUUGGUUUUUUUUUUGCCAACUUAAUUUUACCUCUAUGGAAUAUCAUAAAAAAAAAUUUCAACAGAAAACAAAAUACAUUACCAGUAAACAUCAUCAGUAUUUUUCAAAAGAGUGCCUUUUUAAUCCAAAUUCAAUAUACAAUAGUACAAGUGACCCUUAUAUGAAGACCUUAUUUAUGCAAUGUAUUGUUUAUUUCUGGAAAGAUAUGUUAAAAACCAUCGACCAUUUAGACAGUCUAAGUAAUCUUCAUUUGAUGUCAGUUAUUUGUUUAAGAUGAAUACAUGUAUAUUUGUACUAUUGUUCCAUUGGUGCAUUUGUUGAGUUGUCUGUUUAAUGUAUGAAAAAUGUAGGUUUUUUUAAAACAAAACAACAAAGGUACAUCAAAACUACACAUACAUAUCAUUCAAUAGAGACAUAUGCAAUUAAUCAUACUAACUUGGAUUAGUCCUUUAGCUCUGCUAGUUGCAAAGUUGUCUCAUAAAUAAGAUUUGAAAGUUUUAAAACAAAAAAAUAGGCUGAAUUUAAAAGGGCACUAGCUGUCAAAUUCAUAUUCACCGAUUUUAAUCAAAUUCACAUAUUUGAUUUAUAACAAUGCAAAACAUUUAUACAAAUUAUUAAAAGUCUAAAAUAAACAAUUUACAGGGCACUGGCAUGAAACUACAUAGUUUUGUUUUGUGUAUUUUAGUCUAAAUGCCAUCUAAUUAAUUAUCGAGUUGACCUCUAAAGUCAUCCGAUGACCAUAAAAGCGAUGUAAACAUAAAUAUAGAUAUCAAAAGAUUAAGCAAACUCGUGCUGUUAGAUUAUUCUAGGUCUAUUUAAUUUCAUAUUAUAGAUGAAAAAUAAGUGUUUAUAAUCGUUUUUACCUGAAUAAGAAUGAUUUUUUGUGGAUCAAAUCAUCAGUCAAUCAAAUGAUAUACCUUUGUUUCACUUUCAAUAUUGACAUUCUUUUCCUUUAAAUAACUAUACACAUACAAUUUACGUGUUAUGAUAUCAAUCUAAAGUUAAGGGGUUAAAUUGAAGUUUACAUGAAUACGAAUAUAAAUGAGGUCGAAUUAUUCACUUGCAAGUGAAUAAUUCUUAAUCAAUGUUAUUUUGCUUAUUUUGACAAAAUGGAACCGUUCUGGCUACUAAAAGCGAAUUAUUAUUUCACUAUUUCCAUUUCAUUAAUGAUUGAGCAAAAAAAAAUAUAUGUUGGAUAUUUUAUAUAUCUCGUAGCUAGUGCCCCUCUAAGGUUAUAUUAACAAAAUAUGUAAUGGAGUAUUUAUUGAUCCCUAAAAUGAGUAAAUACAAUUUUUCAAUUGAAUCAAUAUUGACAAGAUACUCUUCCUGUUGUAUGCAUGUCUAUUUGAUGUUUUUAGUUGUAAUGUUUAUUAAUUGUCAGCAAGUGUAGCUGUGUAAGCUAAACCGUUGCAAUUUUGUAUACUUCUGUUGUGGUUUUUUUUUCUCAUUGAUCUCUAUUCAUACAGUACACAGAGUCAGUGUAUAUGUAAAUACAUGUAUUUAAGUGCCUGAUAUUAUAUCUCAGGGUAAAUGUAGCAUUCAGGAUCAUUCUGUCUAAAUUAUUUAUUAUAAGACUAAGGAUUUGUAUAGUAAGGUACAAAUCCAUGAUGAAACCUAACAAUUUUUGUUUUGCAUUCAUUUCCUCAUAUGAUAUAAUAGUACAUGUACAUGUAAUAAUAAACUUGGUUAAGGUAUACACUAUGAUACUGAAACAUAUAUAAUGACUGCUUUAAAUUAUAUAGAUCUAGAUGAGUUUUAAGUUUUACAACUGAAUUUUUGCAUUUAAAAUAUUUACAUGCAUUGUCGAGGUACAUUUUAAGCAAAAUUUAUAAAGUUUGUCUUAAUUUAUUUUUUGUUAGUCCAAAAUUACUGCGGACUCUUAAAUUAGUUUAAUGUAUUUGAUUAUUACCACAAAACACAGAUAAAGUGUGAAUUUUGGUGGCAUCACUUUUACUGGCAAGAGUUAUGUCCCUUUACAAAUGGAAAAAAUGCUGAAUUUUUCAUUUCCUUUCUCUCACUUAAGUUUGCCUCUACUAAAAGUUAUGAAUCCUAUUCACAACUGAGUACAACUUGGGGUAGUGUCACUUUAACAGUUCUUGCGGUCUGUGCCAUUUUAACAUUAUAUGCAAGCCAGGGCAUCAUCUGUGUCUCAUGGACACAUUCUCUAUUUAUUUAUUUUUUAUGACUUUUGAAUUAGAUCUGAAUUUUUACAACUUUGUCCACUGUUUUAAGCAUUACAUAUCUAUCCGACAUACUAGUAUUUGUGUCACUAGAUUCUUAUGUUUUAGAAUAAUUCAAAAAGAAAGAGGCCUGAAUUAAUGUUUAAAAUUUAAGAUGAUGGAUUUAAAAUGACCCAAAUGA
Molecule: messenger RNA, 3979 nt
Organism: Mytilus trossulus (common blue mussel)
Lineage: Eukaryota; Metazoa; Mollusca; Bivalvia; Mytilida; Mytilidae
Product: transmembrane protein 169-like
Exons: 2
Coding region: 106-747 (213 amino acids)
Source: RefSeq, a predicted model, not a curated record